This is a messenger RNA of Cotesia congregata, 576 nucleotides long. The record is from the annotation of a GenBank genome assembly. Lineage: Eukaryota; Metazoa; Arthropoda; Insecta; Hymenoptera; Braconidae.
AUGUGUGACAGUGAAUUGCAAGACGAAGAAAGAGAAGCAUUAUUGUCGAUUUAUGAAGGAGAUAAUGCUUUCAAACAGUUAAAUUCUACAACAUAUCAAUAUAAGUAUGGAGAAGAUAACGAUUUUCGUUCGUUUUUAUUGGAGAUCAUAUGGCAUGACAAAUACCCUACAAAAAAACCGACAGUUAGCAUGGACACUUUCUACAACAAACACAUACUUCAAAAAGUAAAAGAUAAAAUAAUAGCUCAUGUAGAAGCAGAAGCAGAACAGUGGCUUGGAUAUGGUAUGACUUACACUUUAUUUCAAUCAGUUCAAGAACAUUUAUCGGAACUAUUAGAAGAACAACCCGAUUCAAUUACUGACAUAAGUAUCCAAACGAAUAAAUUGACUAUUAGUACUGGUGAUUCGAAGGAUGAAGCAGCGAAAAAACCAAAAAAAGAGCAGCUUACAAAAUCACAGAAAAGACGUCGUUGGAACAAGGUCGAUAGUAAAGGUGAAAAACCUCGAGGGUGGGAUUGGGUGGAUAUUGUUAAACAUUUAUCGCAAACUGGUAUGAAAACUGAGCAAGAAACCUAA